Messenger RNA from Triticum dicoccoides, 1082 nucleotides. RefSeq lists its product as uncharacterized. The transcript has 6 exons. Gene Ontology annotation, biological process: regulation of growth; gravitropism. The record is from RefSeq and is a predicted model, not a curated record. Lineage: Eukaryota; Viridiplantae; Streptophyta; Magnoliopsida; Poales; Poaceae. The coding region runs from base 1 to 843 and encodes 280 amino acids.
AUGGGGAUCAUCAACUGGGUGCAGAAUCGUCUGAACACCAAGCAGGAGAAGAAACGAUCCGCCGCCGCCGCCGCCGCGGGCGCGAGCUCGGUUCGCAAUGCCCCGGUCCGGGAGAAUAGUUGCCGCGGCCAGGCCGACGACGAACUCCCCGGCGACUGGAGCAUGCUCUCCAUCGGAACCAUCGGAACCCUCGGCAACGAGCCCACGCCGGCGCCGGCGCCAGAUCAGGCGGUGCCGGACUUCACCAUCGAGGAGGUGAAGAAGCUGCAGGACGCGCUGAACAAGCUACUCAGGCGCGCCAAGUCUAAGUCCAGCUCCCGCGGCUCCACCGCCGGCGCCGGCGACGAGGAGCAGAACCUGCCGCUCGACAGGUUCCUCAACUGCCCCUCCAGCCUCGAGGUCGACCGGCGGCUCUCGCUCAGGCUGCAGGGCGCCGAUGGCGGGCAGAACGGGGAGUUCUCGCCGGACACGCAGAUCAUACUCAGCAAGGCCAGGGAGCUCCUCGUCAGCACCAACGGCAACGGCGGGGGCGUCAAGCAGAAGUCCUUCAAGUUCCUCCUCAAGAACAUGUUCGCCUGCCGGGGCGGCUUCCCGCCGCAGCCCAGCCUCAAGGAUCCAGUCGAAACAAAACUAGAGAAGUUGUUUAAGACGAUGCUUCAAAAGAAGAUGAGCGCCCCGCGCCAGAGCAACGCGGCAUCGUCGUCGAGGAAGUAUUACCUGGAGGACAAACCAAUGGGAAGGAUCCAAAUGGAUGGUCACCACGACGAGGAGGAGGAUGACUACGGAGAAGAUGUCUUCAAGUGGGACAAAACAGAUUCAGAUUUCAUUGUUCUAGAGGUGUAAAGCGAUAGCUGACACACAAGGUCAAGAUCAUUAUGAUGUGAAAUGAUUACACGGAUGUUAAUUAUAAUGCCAUCGACGCUGUAAUGAUCCCGGUGAUAUAUGUUGAACGACGUGUUGAACGCCAAAUCGAUGAGGCGGAGGACAUAUGAUGGAAUGCGCCAGGGUGUUGCACUGAACGAACGGGUCGACAAGCCAAGAUUUGAUCUGCUGUUCAUAGGAGGAAUCAGUUUUCAGCUUAA